AUGUCUUACCAUCGCACCUCGUCACCUGGCUCGCGCCGUCUCGCUCAUCCCGCACGACUCUCGGACGGCUACUAUCCUGCAUCUGCGACCACGGCAUAUCCUCCUUCAAAUACCGCCUAUGCUUCACCCCGGAGCAGCGGCGAGCGCAUUGUGCCCGUCUCGACGACCACUUUCGUCACACGGGAUGCCUACUCGGGCAGACCCCGUCGCUCCACCUUGACCGACCCCUCGCGUCCAAACUCCAUCCCGACCGCUACCACUACCAAUACCACUGUGCCGGUUCACCCACGCAGCCGUCCUGCCGUCAUUCAAUCAUCGCACGAUCGUACCCACAGUCCCUCGAGUCCCCUCGGCUAUUCCACUCGCGCUUCAGACUACUACGCCAUUCCAGCCACCUCACAUAGAGACCAUUCACAUAAAAAGCUGUACAGCAUCGACAGUGGCGGCAAGUCUCGUCUUGUUGCCGACGUCGACAUCAACGCAAGCCACAGCUCUUCACAUAGGCGCCACAGCAUCGAUCGCAACUCCGACCGCCAUGGCUCGUCUCACCACCGUUCCAAAGGCUACCAUCUCAGUGGUUCCUCGACCAGAAAGAGCGAAGCUGACCAAGGCUUUUCGUACACCGAUCCAGCUGCCAUGUACAGAGAGACGGAGCCGCGAUGGCGACACCGCGCCGGCAGCGUCGAGGCCACCCGUCCCAGACCCUCUAGUGCACUGGUUGAGCCAUACCCUCCCCGUUCUUCGGCCAGAGAGCCUGGUCCACCUACAUCGCGUGCAUUAGACAAGUUCAACGAUACCGCUGGACGGGCCGCAACUACACGAGAACCGCCGCGAUCCUCCAACAGGCUGUCAUACCAGGAGCCCCAAUACAACAAUGAUGGCUACAUAUCCUCGUCUAGCCGUCAUUCUACUGCCGUUCAUCAGGACCGUACACGAGAUGUUUACCCAAGAGAAGUCGAACGUGCUCGCCCUACGCAACGUUAUGAGGAUCGCAGUGUUGAGCGUCGCGGCUUUGGCAUUCGCAGCGGCAGUCAAGACAGAUACAACCACAACAUGAACAAGGGAAGCAGUGAAAGCUUCGACGCCUACUACUCGGAUCGCGAUCGCGAACACCCUCCACCUCGUAGCGACCCUCGUGCGUACGACUAUCCCAAAGACUCCGAUCGUGAGCGAGAGUACCGCUCCAGAGACAAAGACCGAUUGCGAGACGAUGGCUACGCCUCCGAAAGAGACCGACACAACGAUCGAGACAGGCGAGAUCGCGACCGUAGAGACCGUGAUCGAGAUGUUACUCCGAGGGGAAGUGGUGAUAGCCUGACCAACACUCUAUUGCCCGCUGCCGCCACUGCCGCUAUUGGCGGGCUUGGUGCUAUGGCUGCCGCCGCAUAUGGUUCAGAUACUACGGUCAAAGGUCGAGAUCGCGACUACGAAGACCGAGACCGAGACCGGGACCGGGACCGUGAAAGAGAUAGGGAGAGAGAGCGCGAACAACGUGAACGGGAGCAAGAAGAAAGAGAGCGUGAGAAGCGUGAACGAGAAAAGGGGCGCGAAAGAGAUGUCGACAAGGACAGCGAAAAAGAACGAGAAAGACUCCACGAUCGUGAAACGCGAGCUCGCGACCGACCGCGCGAGAGGGAACGGGAUCGACCCAGGCACUCUUCAUCAUCUGACAGCGGCCAAGAUAAACACAGAAGCUCCAGACGACAUCAAAAAGACACCCGGUUCGUGCCCGACGAGCGACAACGGAUACCUGAGCCUGAUGAGCUUGACCCUCCAGCAGAGAUUGAUCCUGAUGAGGACUAUCGCCGACGUAUGGAGCAGGCCCAACGAGAUCUUGGUCUACAUGACAACCCAGACUCAGACAGAGAGAGGAGAGCGAGAGAUACCGAGCCUCUUCAUCAUAGGCCUCCAGCUCCUGCUGCUGCAGCUACCGUUGACUAUGCCGAGAGCACAGCUAGAGAAAACAGGGUACGCAUUGUUGAGCCUCCUUCCGACCGGGAAGAUUCUCAACCCGUCAAGGAUCCACACCCAGUGCGAGAGGGUGUCGCGCCGUUGAAAGAGACUACAAAGGAUGGCAUACCCGCCGGCGCUCGCUGGACAAAGAUUGACCGCCGUCUUGUCAACCCCAAAGCGCUCGAGGAAGCACAAGAACGCUUCGAAGAGCGCUUGGAUUGUGUAAUUGUACUACGAGUCUUGACCAAGGACGAAAUUCAGAAAUUGGCCGACAAAACAUUGGCAAUUAGAGAAGCCCGCUCAUACGGUGAAGAAGACCAUGAACGUCACGAACGCCGCGAAAAUCGCCGCAGAGAACGCGAGCGCGAGCGACGCGAAAGAGACGAAUACGAAGACCACGACAGCGAGGACGAAUAUGCUCCUCGAGCACCACGCAUGCUUGAAGCACCUGUCGACGGGCAGGAACCCGCGGCAGAUUUUGUGCGCGACCGCGAACGACGCAGAGAUCGUGAGCGUGAGCCCGCUUAUGCAUCUGGCGCGCUUUGA
This is a messenger RNA of Aureobasidium pullulans EXF-150, 2499 nucleotides long. RefSeq lists its product as uncharacterized. The transcript has 7 exons. The record is from RefSeq and is a predicted model, not a curated record. Bases 1 to 2499 code for a protein of 832 amino acids. NCBI's taxonomy places the organism in Eukaryota, Fungi, Ascomycota, Dothideomycetes, Dothideales, Saccotheciaceae.